Molecule: messenger RNA, 549 nt
Organism: Triticum turgidum subsp. durum (durum wheat)
Lineage: Eukaryota; Viridiplantae; Streptophyta; Magnoliopsida; Poales; Poaceae
Source: the annotation of a GenBank genome assembly
AUGGGGUCGGUGGUGCUGCCGACGCUGCGGCGGAAGCGGGAGGUCGACACCGCCAUCCGCGACACCCUCGACAAGGUCCUUGUCCUCCGAUUCGGCCGCGCCUCCGACGCCGCCUGCCUCCAGCUCGACGACGUCCUGGCAAAAUCUUCUUGGGACAUAUCCAAAUUUGCAACGGUAGCAUUAGUUGACAUGGAUUCUGAGGAGAUUCAGGUGUAUGUUGACUAUUUUGAUAUCACGUUGGUCCCAGCAAUCAUUUUUUUCUUCAACGCUCAUCACAUGAAAAUGGAUUCAGGGACACCUGAUCAUACAAAAUGGAUAGGCUCUUUCAGCAGCAAGCAAGACUUCAUUGAUGUAGUCGAGUGCCUUUAUCUGAGAUUUUUGGUAUGCAAUUGUCUCUGCGCAACAAAAAACUUAGUUGAUUCAAGGCAGCAGAAGAACUCAUCUGUGAUGGCAGUGUUCAGGGGCGCGAUGAAAGGCAAACUGAUAGUGUCUUGCCCACUUCCACCAGAGAGGAUACCCAGAUUCCAGCUUCUUUUCAAGGAUGUGUAA